AUGAAAGUGAUCAUUGAACACCUCCGCGCCGGGACAGUUCCGCACGAGAUCAUCGAGGAGCUAUUACACGGGGGCGUGAAGUUUUACGAAGGUUGCCUCAUCGUGCGCGUGGUCGACCACAAGUCUGUCUCCGCCCAAGCCCAAAAGACUUCUGUGUCAACAAACAACGAGAACAACAGCCCGUUCUCUCUUCACAACUACAACGAGCACGUCACUCCCUCGGCAUUUGUCCCAUAUCCGAAGCAGAACCAGCUCACCACCGACGUACAAAGCUCUAAGCCACCAGAGACCCCAACUCCUGGCCAAAGUCAGGCUGAGAACCAAACGAAGGGUGAGAGUUCUGAACCUCAGAGCCAAGCGAGCGGAUCGGAGCAGAAAUCUGGCUCACCUAAGCCUCGUGUCUUCACCACUGUUCUUCACCCUACGCCACGUGUGUUACAGGCAGAAUUGACUCUUCUCGUGACCACCCCGGACCCAAAAGCCGCUGCUUCAAACCAAGCUUCCCGUACACAAUCCUCCUCAGUCAUCCCUCAAUCGCCUGUCACCACACAACCCGAGCGGGGCCAUCCUGCAAAGCGACAGAAGACACUUGUGGAGCCGCAAGACCUUCCCGAGUGUGAAGCGCUUCUUGUGAAUAGCUUGGCUCCCCCUCUCUAUCUCGAUACCGUGGACAGCUUUGAAGAUUCACAAGUUCUGCUGGACUUCCUGAAGAACCCACUGCACAACGAUCCGCCACCAUCGCCUAAGCGCCGCAAGAGAACCGUGGCCGAGCUUGCUGCAGACGAGGCGCUCGCAGCUGAGGAAGAACGGUUCAUGCUCAUCAUGGAUGAACGUCUACAGCCUAACGCUUCUGGAGCAGCUGGCACCUCCAAGACCGCUGUUGUGGAUGACACAGCCGGUGUGGCACCGUUUGAACCUCGCUUCUCGCGCUUCAAGACUUUGGAGACGAUUCGCAUGCAGCACGAGGAAAAGGCGAAACGUGAGCAUGAGAUGAAGCUGAAACAAGAACUGGCCAAGAGACAGCAACAAGAGCAAGAAAAGGAGCGACGCCGUGCCUUGGAACAACAGCAAGCAGAGCAGCAUGCCAAGGAGGAGGCGCGCAGACAGCAACUCGCUGCCCAGCAGGCACAAGCUCAACUGGCAGCUCAAAAUCGCCACGUCAUGGCCCAGCCGAAUGGUGUCACUCAAGGGCAGCAGUCCUCCCCCAUCGUACGCCACCAAACCCCCCACAGCACUUCCUCGCCGCUUGUUGGUAACGCUAUGGCGACACAGGCCGUUCCAAUGAGUAUCAGCGCAUCUCAGCAGUCAGGAAGCCCGCCACGACCUCCAUCCUCUAUGCAGCACGCGCAUCCAAACAUGAUGGCCCACCCUAUGGCACCUUCCAGAAGUCAGCAAGGAGCUAGCCGACAUGGAACACCACAGAUGACCCAGGCUACACCGGCGAUGUCACAAGCCACCCCUAUCAUGCGCAAUGUCACUCCGACUCAGCGAAUGAAUCACGGCAGUCCUACUCACACCAUGGCUCAAACCCCGAUGAUGAACCAGCCUAUGGCCCAAAAUCCGCAGAUGAAUGGUGCUGCAAUGGGCCUCACUCCGCAACAGCAAAUGUUAUUACAACAGAGACAACAGCUCCUUGCUCAACAAGGUGGUCAAAUGGCUGGCGCGACCCAGUUUACUCCACAACAACUUGCUCAGAUGCAAGCGAACGCGCACGCUGCUCAGAAUAUCAAGUCUCAUCAGCAACAGCAAAUGCUGCAGGCCCAACAAGCCCAGCAGGCUCAGCAGGCCCAGCAUCAACAGCAGCAGCAGCAGCAGCAGCAGCAGCAGCAGCAGCAGCCCAAUAUGCAAAACAUUCCUCAGCACAGCCAGCAAGCAUACCAGGCACAGCUCAUGCGGGCUCAGUUCGCGCAGAUGCAAAUGGUGAAACAGCAGGGAGGCCAGAUUCAGCAAGGUCAACCGAACCAACAGCAGCAACAAAUCCAUCAGGGCAGUCCACAAAUGACCGCUCAACAGCAGCAACAGCAACAGCAACAACAACAGCAACAACAGCAACAGAUGCUGAUGGCUGCCGCUCAAGCAAAUGGAGGCCAGAUGCCAAACAUCCAAGGCAACAUUGCUCAACGUUACAACCGACUCUACCAGCAACGUCUCCUUCAGUUGCGUCAUGAGAUGUCCCAGAGAUACAUGACCCAGUAUGGACCACCAACUCAAUAUCCACCUCAGAUCGCCCAGCAAUAUGGUGCUGGGUUGGAGAAGAGUGCUAAGGUAUGGGUGCAAGAUUUGAUGCGACGUGAUCGAGAAGCUGCUCAGCAACAGCGAGCAAGUGCUAUGCAUGCUCAACAGAUGCAGCAGCAACAGCAGCAAAAUAUGAUGCAUAAUGGGAUGGGGAAUUGA
Molecule: messenger RNA, 2394 nt
Organism: Penicillium daleae
Lineage: Eukaryota; Fungi; Ascomycota; Eurotiomycetes; Eurotiales; Aspergillaceae
Exons: 2
Coding region: 1-2394 (797 amino acids)
Source: RefSeq, a predicted model, not a curated record